UUCCUGUCACUACUGAAAACCCUAGCCGUCUCUCCCUCUCUCCCCCUUUCUCAUCUUCUCCGAAUCUCUUACUCAAAGCUGUGAGGGGAUAUCUUGUAUUAUCUUCUCUGUUUCUCUUCUGUUUUUAUCUUUUCUUUUUCUCCUUAUUUUUUCCUUGCAGAAGCUUUAAUUCCUGACAUUCUGUCAUAAUCUUCUCGCGGAUUCAAAGAAUGGGAGAAACCAAGGAAACCGAUGCUUAUGAGGAAGAGCUUCUCGACUACGAAGAAGAAGAAGACAAGGCCCAGGAUUCCGUCUCGGCCAAGGGCGCCGGUGAAGCGGUGAAGAAGGGUUAUGUCGGAAUUCACAGCUCGGGAUUCAGGGAUUUUCUUUUGAAGCCAGAACUUCUGCGAGCAAUUGUUGACUCAGGAUUCGAGCAUCCUUCAGAAGUGCAACAUGAGUGCAUCCCUCAGGCUAUCUUGGGAAUGGAUGUCAUCUGCCAAGCAAAAUCUGGAAUGGGGAAAACUGCUGUCUUUGUCCUAUCAACUUUGCAGCAAAUUGAGCCUGUUGCAGGUCAAGUUGCUGCCCUUGUUUUAUGCCAUACAAGGGAAUUAGCAUACCAGAUUUGUCAUGAGUUCGAGAGAUUCAGUACCUACUUGCCAGAUAUCAAGGUUGCUGUCUUCUACGGUGGCGUCAACAUCAAAACUCACAAAGAUCUACUGAAGAAUGAGUGCCCUCAUAUUGUUGUUGGAACACCUGGGAGGAUAUUGGCACUAGCAAGAGAAAAGGACCUCUCGUUGAAGAAUGUCAGGCAUUUUAUUCUUGAUGAAUGUGACAAGAUGCUUGAGUCACUUGACAUGCGAAGAGAUGUCCAAGAGAUUUUCAAGAUGACCCCACAUGACAAGCAAGUCAUGAUGUUUUCAGCAACACUCAGCAAGGAGAUUCGCCCUGUUUGCAAGAGAUUUAUGCAAGAUCCAAUGGAAAUUUACGUGGAUGAUGAAGCCAAGCUGACCCUUCAUGGUCUUGUACAGCAUUACAUUAAAUUGAGUGAGCUGGAGAAAAACCGCAAGUUGAAUGACCUACUUGAUGCCUUGGACUUCAAUCAAGUUGUGAUCUUUGUCAAAAGCGUGAGUAGAGCAGCUGAGCUCAACAAGUUACUCGUGGAGUGCAAUUUUCCAUCUAUCUGCAUCCACUCUGGGAUGUCACAGGAGGAAAGGUUGACACGUUACAAGGGUUUCAAGGAGGGGCAUAAAAGAAUUCUUGUGGCUACUGAUUUGGUGGGCAGGGGAAUAGAUAUUGAACGUGUCAACAUUGUUAUCAACUAUGACAUGCCAGAUUCUGCUGACACGUACUUGCACAGGGUGGGCAGAGCUGGCAGGUUUGGUACCAAAGGACUUGCAAUUACAUUCGUCUCAUCUGCUUCCGACUCUGAUGUUCUCAAUCAGGUUCAAGAGAGGUUUGAAGUGGACAUAAAAGAACUUCCAGAGCAGAUCGAUACAUCUACUUACAUGCCAUCUUGAUGGAAGAAGUUUGGAUGAAGUGUGGUAAUUCUAUUUACUUCAAAAGUCUGGGAGUUGGUCAACUGGAUGACUGUGGUGUGGACUUGGAUGAAUUCUUGUUCAAUCAAUUAAUUGGAAGUGCUCCAUUUCAAUGAAUUCAAUGCAUGAGAAGAUUUGCUGUUUUUCUUUUUUUUUUUUUUUGGGGGGGUGUGGUGGUGGUGGAGGUGCUGUUUUCGCACUAUGUAAUUGUUAUUGAAGUUUAGAGCAAAUUGGCAGCUGGAAAGUAGAUUUAGGUGAGAACUAUAUAUGUAGUAUCGUAGUUCUGUAACUCAAAGCAUUUUAGCGAGUACCAAACACAGUUGUUACCUUUUCUUUUUUCAUCUUUCACAGCUAUUGAGGUUACCCAAAUGGAUGUUCUAUGAGAAAAUAUAAGUUUGUUUCUCUGAUGUGAUGACCGAACACUAAUUGUAAAUUCAUUGCUUCCAUCUGUAGGGGUUUAGCAAAACUUUUCUGGAAUGGAACUUUUAUUAUCCCUUA
Messenger RNA from Macadamia integrifolia, 2012 nucleotides. RefSeq names its product DEAD-box ATP-dependent RNA helicase 15-like. The record is from RefSeq and is a predicted model, not a curated record. The transcript is spliced from 12 exons. Bases 210 to 1496 code for a protein of 428 amino acids. Gene Ontology annotation, molecular function: RNA helicase activity; ATP binding; RNA binding. Lineage: Eukaryota; Viridiplantae; Streptophyta; Magnoliopsida; Proteales; Proteaceae.